Messenger RNA from Cephus cinctus (wheat stem sawfly), 3433 nucleotides. RefSeq names its product peptide transporter family 1. Gene Ontology annotation, biological process: transmembrane transport; oligopeptide transport. The transcript is spliced from 10 exons. Gene Ontology annotation, cellular component: membrane. The coding region runs from base 777 to 2927 and encodes 716 amino acids. The record is from RefSeq and is a predicted model, not a curated record. Gene Ontology annotation, molecular function: dipeptide transmembrane transporter activity. NCBI's taxonomy places the organism in Eukaryota, Metazoa, Arthropoda, Insecta, Hymenoptera, Cephidae.
UUCUUUUAUUUUUUAAAUAUUCAUUUUGAAAAUACUAACUACAACUAUCGAAUAACUAUAUAACAAAUACGUUAGACAUUGGAUUCUCUUAUCUUGAUCUUUCUUGGGUAAAUGAUAGUUAUGGACAGGUGUGCAUUUCGUUGACAAGAUGAACAUGUGUAGACGUGAGGUACACUGACAAUUUAGAACAAUAAUUAUCUAAUCUAAUCAAUUUAAGCUAUCAACGCGUUGUCGUCUUGUACCUGAUAGCAUUAUUAAUGUAUGAUGAUUAUAACUGUAAGAAUAAGAUUAAUAUAAUCCAUCAUCAUCAUAAACGUAUGUCUUAAAGAACAGUAUCUAACAAAUUGACAUAAUUAUCUACUAAAUAUUAAAAAUAUCAUUCAGCGAAUUUAAUUUUACCUAAUCGUACUCGAUCGUCCGCAAUUAUGAACAAUUUCUUUAUGAAGUUAGAAGUAUUUGAAAUUGUUUUAAUUAAUUUAUUUAAAAAAACUACAGGAAAAGGUAAUUUUUCAGCAUACACAGGAAUUCGUUGACAAUAAAUAUCUUUUAAGAAACUCUUAUCGGAUUUGGAAAAAUUAUUUAAUGACAAGAUAAAAUUACAUUACAAAGCGAUUGUUCAUUGAGUGUGAUUUAUUGAAAAUGAAACAGAUGAUAACCGGAUAUUAUUUGUGAUAUGGGAUCAGUUGUAGAAACUUGAUCAGUCGGGGUUUUGAUGCGAAUGAAAGAAGGUGAAAAGGGAAGACGGUACUUUUAUCAGCUAAAUUGGACAGAACACAAUGGCAAAGGAAAAUAAAGAGGCUGAGAGGGAGAUUCAAAAUCAAUCGAAGGAUCUUGAGAGUACCGAGGAGAAGCUCAAGUAUCCAAAAGCUGUAUUCUUCAUCGUCACCAAUGAAUUCUGCGAACGAUUCUCCUACUAUGGAAUGCGAACAAUUCUGGUGUUGUAUCUACACAACAAACUCAACUAUGACGAUGAUACAGCUACUGUCAUCUAUCAUAUUUUCACUAUGCUCGUAUACUUCUUUCCAUUGUUGGGAGCCAUGCUUGCAGAUUCUUUACUUGGAAAAUUCAAAACGAUAUUUUACGUGAGCAUGAUUUAUGCCGUUGGACAAUUGCUUCUAUCAGCAAGUGCAGCGCCGCCGCUAGGGUUGCCAACAGCAGAAAUUUCUUUCGUUGGUUUACUUCUAAUUGCAUUGGGAACUGGUGGAAUAAAGCCGUGUGUAUCUGCUUUUGGCGGUGACCAAUUCAUCCUGCCACAGCAAGAACGCUACUUAUCUGUCUUUUUCUCCGUAUUUUACUUCGCUAUUAAUUCAGGAUCAUUGAUAUCCACUUUCGUUACUCCAAUUCUAAGGAGCGACGUUUCCUGUUUUGGGGAGAAAACUUGUUACUCAUUGGCAUUCUUCGUUCCAGCAAUUCUCAUGAUAUUUUCCAUAAUUAUCUUUAGAAUAGGGAAGAACUUGUACAUUAUCAAAGAUCCUGAAGGAAACAUUUUGUUUGAAGUGAGCAAAUGCAUCUGGCAUGCAAUCAGCAAGAAGUGCUGCUCGAAGAAAGUACAUAGAGAGCACUGGCUUGAUCAUGCUGAUGAUAAAUACGACAAAAAGCUUAUUGAGGACAUUAAAGCAGUCGUACAAGUUCUUAAGCUUUUCCUUCCUCUACCAGUAUUCUGGGCCCUUUUCGAUCAACAAGGAUCGAGGUGGACAUUCCAGGCUACAAGGAUGAAUGGUGAACUGGGUAGUUACACUAUAAAAGCUGAUCAAAUGCAAGUCGUCAAUCCACUCCUGAUUCUUGCCUUCAUUCCACUCUGUGAAAGUUGCAUCUAUCCGCUUUUGACAAAAAUUAAACUCAUUAAUACUCCAUUGAAGAAGAUGGUGACCGGUGGAUGUUUGGCUAGUUUGGCAUUCAUUGUUUCUGCUCUGGUUGAAUUGAAAUUGGAGCCAACGUACGCGGUAACCCCAUCUGCGGGUUUUGCGCAGUUUAGAAUAUUUAAUACCUUGAAUUGUACCAUUCCUAUGACUAUCGGCAAUGAAACAGUCGCCUUAAAUGGUCUAAGCUAUUGGGAGGAUAAGUAUGUUGAAGCAUCCGGUAAAGCAUCUGUGAGUUACACAGCUAGCUUUGCAGCUUGCAGUUUAGUAGGACUUUCAAAUGAGAUUGGUCAAUCUUCAGGAACUCUUGAAGGUCCAGAGGCAACAGCCACAUCCUGGGCAGUAACGAGAACCGGAUUAAGUUACCAAUAUGAAGAUAAAGUUGAUAAAACAAAGACUGGUAAACCAGCUGUGCGCGGUUUAAUUUUUUUAGAUGGCUACAUGUCGAAUACGGCUAGUCUACGGUUUAUAAAAAAUUCAAAAACGGCGUUAAAUUUAAAAAUAAAUUCGACAUUCAGCGAAUCGAAAUUGAUGGAACUUGACGAUGGGACUUAUGACAUUUAUCUGGAUAAUGAUUUAGUUCAGUCAUCAGUAGCUAUGAAACUGGGCGGUAUUUACACAGUCGUAGGAUCCUUGUCGAAUUCGACUGCUAGAGCUAAUACAAUAACAGUAACAGAACCAAAUUCCAUGCAUAUGUUAUGGCUAAUUCCACAGUACGUUAUUUUGACGCUGGGCGAAGUCAUGUUCUCAAUAACCGGAUUGGAGUUUGCUUUUACGCAGGCUCCAGUCAGUAUGAAAUCCAUUUUAACUGCUGGCUGGCUACUGACCGUCGCUUUUGGAAAUCUUAUUGUUGUUAUUGUGGCGGAAGUCUCUUAUUUUAACAGCCAGGCCAGUGAAUUCUUUCUCUUUGCUGGACUUAUGCUUGUCGACAUGCUGAUAUUUUCCCUAAUGGCCAAAUUUUACAAAUACGUCGAAAUACCUGACGACGAAUCUCAAAAUGGAGAUAUUGCAUUGGAGAAUAAAACAGGCACGGUAAACGAAUCCUUCAGGGGAGAUGAUGAGAAAUAAUAAUGGAUAUUAACCACAUGAAAGCGAAGAACAUUUUGUUCAUGCCAAACGCGUAUUGAUGUAUAUAUUUUAGAAUUUUAUUGGAGUCGCCGUAGGAGAUAAUGGUAAAGAGAGCCAACUGACGAGUGAAACCCAACUCUGCGCCCAAUAACUCUACAGAAAAUUUUCGAUUCUCUGCACGAUAAUUUUCGUGUAGAGUUAGUGUUUGUCAAAGUGGCCUGUGCAAAGUUAGGUCCCACUCUAGUCGUACGUGUAUUUCAUGUCUGACACAAAACUUAUGAAAAAUCAAUCCCUUUCUAAAUCUCUUAUACUAAUUUAAGUGUAGGUCUUAUGCAUACCGUUCUCAGUAACUGUCAGACACACAAUUCUAUAAAGCUGGUGCACCUCUUCACUCGUAUUUCCUCGGUGUUACAGUUGUACAUAAUUGAUACUCAGAGACUAUAUUCAUCUGGAUUGUGUAUAGAGUACCUAUUAUUCAUAAUGAAAAUAAAAAUUAUUUAAUACAA